AUGACCGAAACAGGCCCGUCUCUUGCAGUGGACGAGCUUUCCCAGAAGUACUGGAUAACAAUUCUCUGCAAGAAAGGAUUCCAGUUCGAUGCUCUACUUUACAACAUCUUCAUGAUUUCAGCCCUGCACACGGAAAAACGCAGCAACUCCAGUGAUCAGGAAGCUGUGCAAAACUGUCGGACAUACCUGAACAUGGCUAUUCGUGAGCAUCACAAGGACAUCGCUCAAAUGAGCCAAGAUAACGUGGAUAUCAUCUGUCUCACGUCAAGCAUGCUGCGGCUCUACAGUUUGAGGCCGGAGGUGAAGCCGGAGGGCAGCUGCCGGAUGGGGGAGCGUGGCCGUGAUUAG
This is a messenger RNA of Ilyonectria robusta, 348 nucleotides long. RefSeq lists its product as uncharacterized. NCBI's taxonomy places the organism in Eukaryota, Fungi, Ascomycota, Sordariomycetes, Hypocreales, Nectriaceae. Bases 1 to 348 code for a protein of 115 amino acids. The transcript has a single exon. The record is from RefSeq and is a predicted model, not a curated record.